AUGCCGCAGAUCGUGCUGUCUCACAGUCCGGCCAAGCUGCACGGGAUUCGGGAUGAGAAUGCCCGCCUGGUGAGCCACCUCACGCUCAAGCCAUUGGCAAGUGCCUCUGCCUUCCAGGCCGACAUUGCCACGCAUGACAGGGUCCUGGACUGGGCGCAGACCAAUUGUACCCUCCGGCGGCUGCGCACCGAGCGGGAGGUGCUCGCCGCCAACCUGCGCAUGCACCGCAGGAUACAGGCGAUCGUCCCCUCCAGGGACGUGGCCAGGAAGCAGCACGCCGCCGCCUUUGAAGCCAGCCGGGCUCUGGUCUCCCAAAUCUCGGCGGCCAACCACGUCGCAAGCGCCCCUGCCACCCAACGCCAUGUGCCGUGA
This is a messenger RNA of Auxenochlorella protothecoides, 372 nucleotides long. RefSeq lists its product as hypothetical. NCBI's taxonomy places the organism in Eukaryota, Viridiplantae, Chlorophyta, Trebouxiophyceae, Chlorellales, Chlorellaceae. The transcript has 4 exons. The record is from RefSeq and is a predicted model, not a curated record. Bases 1 to 372 code for a protein of 123 amino acids.